This is a messenger RNA of Folsomia candida, 849 nucleotides long. RefSeq lists its product as uncharacterized. The record is from RefSeq and is a predicted model, not a curated record. The transcript has 3 exons. Lineage: Eukaryota; Metazoa; Arthropoda; Collembola; Entomobryomorpha; Isotomidae. The coding region runs from base 91 to 567 and encodes 158 amino acids.
CGCCUUUCGAAGCGUGACAAUGGAACCUUAACUUGCAAAAUAUUCAAACCGUGAUAAAAUAAGUUUGCACAUUUAAGGAUAUUGGAUAAAAUGGAGGCCAGAUUCAUGUCAAUGCGACUCGUCAUUGUCUUCCUCGGGGUGUUCCACCUUUUCCCCGCAAUAUACCCCAAGACGACGACGACCCCCACCAAGAUUAACGGAAACGACAUAUUUACCAAGUUAUGGACAAGUUUGGAUCUAACAAAAUACUCGUCCCAACUGCAAAACAGGAAUGGAACUUUGCCCCAAUUGAAGAUGCCGGAUGCAGAGUUUUUCAUAAAAUAUGGAAAUUCGCUUGCGCGGACAGGCGUCGGGCGCGAGGGGAGAUAUUACCUGCGCCGUGCAGAGUUCCGACGGGAUCCGCGACACGACCAAAUGGAGAAGUUCCUACUCACGUAUUUCAUCUCGAAUGAGUAUACUCACCUGAUGGGGAAUCCUAUGCGGGGCGAUAUGUUCGAGAUUAUCAGCCUUGCCGGUAGCAUUGUCGACUUCUGGGGUGGGAUUCCCGAAGACAGGUGCGCCGGAUGAUAUGAAAAUUUAGGACUCUAUUUGAUUAAUACAUACAUACAUAUGUAUCACAUUUUUGAGAUAGUGAAGAUAGAUAUAUACAAUGAGAUAGUGUUUAUUCGCGCUAGAACGAUUUUGAAUUUUGAUACGGUAAAAUGUCCGUAAUUUUGUGUGCAUAAGGAAUCUAUAAUAAGAUUGGGGGAGGGGUGCACUGGUAGUUUUUGCGCCACUGUGUAAAAUGUGCGAAUUUUUCGAUAUUUUUUAUAAUAAAAUGUACACAGUACUUCUGGAAAGAAUUGAACA